Molecule: messenger RNA, 695 nt
Organism: Lobosporangium transversale
Lineage: Eukaryota; Fungi; Mortierellomycota; Mortierellomycetes; Mortierellales; Mortierellaceae
Exons: 2
Source: RefSeq, a predicted model, not a curated record
AGCAAUUUCAAAAAGAAAUCGAGAAGAUGAUGUUGAUUUAGACGGAGAAAGUCGUACAAAACGUCGUCGUUCGUCAGAAUUUUGGUCAUACUAUACUCACCUUGACGGCAACCGAGUGCCGUUGCCCAACUUCCUAAUAGGCAUGCUUGGGGACGAUAGCAAAGGUGUAGAACCACGCUCUGCUUUCUCGCAGUUCACAAACGUAAAAGUGGGAGAUCAAAUCAGGGUAAAAAGUCUCGGCCAGUCACCCAAGUUCUUUGCGGAGGACUAUCAAGGUCACGAGCUUAUUGUGACUGAGCAGAUGAUGGAGCUAUGGGAGUUACUUGGUGGGGAUUUUGAAUGGUCGAUUAAAAGAUGCCUGUCUGGCCCCAUGGGAGUCGGGAAAUCAUAUAUCGCUUGGUUUCUAGCUGCUAAGGCAUAUGCUCAUGGGUGGCCAGUCCUCUAUAUCCCCGACGCUAUGGAUCUCCAGUCGUCUGUAUCAGAGGAAGAAGCAGCGACCAUUAUAUGUCGGAUCUUUAUAGCUUUCAACAAAGACAUUCUAACAGUGGAAGAGCUUGUAAACAUGGUUAAUUUUCAGGAUACAACAAAACCUCUUGUGGUUUCAACUGCUAGAUACAUUUUACGCAAUCUACUCCAACAAAGACAACAGAAAACUCUUUUUGUUAUUGAUGAGCAUGGAGCCUUGUUUCCACAUG